Molecule: messenger RNA, 408 nt
Organism: Camellia sinensis
Lineage: Eukaryota; Viridiplantae; Streptophyta; Magnoliopsida; Ericales; Theaceae
Source: RefSeq, a predicted model, not a curated record
AUGGAAGGGGGAAUACAAAAUGGACCUGAAAUUCAGAUUGGUGACUGGAAAGCUACUAAUGGUGUCAUAGAAAUAUUUCCAACUGUGAUACGUUCUAGUAUCACAAAAAGGUGGGAAACUGCACUUCACAUUGCAGUAGCCGCAAAACGCAUUCACUUUGUGGAGGAGUUGGUGGGACUGAUGAAUCCUGAAGACUUGGAACUUCAAAACAGUAAUGGGAACACUGCCCUAUGUUUUGCGGUUACUAAUGGAACUGUGAGAAUUGUUGAAGUGGUGAUUAACAAGAACGAACACGUGCCAAUGAUCCGUGGUAGCCAGGGAAUGACACCACUGUACAUGGCUUCUUUGUUAGGACAUAGUGACAUGGUAUGGUAUCUCUACCAAAAGACUAACGCUGUUUUUGGUUGA